AUGGGCAUAGCGCUUGCCGGCGAGGAUUUGAGUGAGGAAAUCACAGCGCCUAUUCACAAACUUAUUCUUACUGAAAGCCCACUUACCUCUGUUUUCGUGCUCUAUAACAACAUUUACGACUUCCGAAUGUGGCGUAAGUCAGUGGAUGUUCGUGUCAGCGAUCUAAAAGCUCUCUGCUCAUCAUCUGCUCGCGACAACAUCAUGAACUGUCCUUCGUCGUCCUCCGACUCCAUAUUCCGGAUCGAACUUCCGAACGGAAAAACCACAGUGAUCUCACAUGGAAAUCAAGAUCUUAAACAGUUGCUGGAGAAAGUCUGCAUUAAGCUUGCUGUACAGCCGGAAUUCUUCGAGCUUAUUCGAGGCAACGAUGGAGAAUGGAAGCUGCUAAUGAGGGAGGAGUAUGAGGUGGAAAAGAGGCACGCAAAGCUAGGACUCACCAUCUACGCGUAUAAUGACAACGGCGUCAUCAAAGCAGAGGUUUUUCCUAUUCCGCAAGCUACUGAAUGCGCAGCAGAAUUUAAAUGUAAAGACGGAGUGAUAAGACGUUCACAAGUUUAUGGCCAAAAAAAGAUGUAG
Strongylus vulgaris is the source of this 576-nucleotide messenger RNA. The record is from the annotation of a GenBank genome assembly. Lineage: Eukaryota; Metazoa; Nematoda; Chromadorea; Rhabditida; Strongylidae.